GGCGAGGGCGCGCCCCGGCUGGGCGUGGGCACGCGUUCUAGGGCCUAGUCCGGCCCGGCGGGUGGGGCGUCCUUGCGAGUUGGGCGGCCCUGCCCUCUGGGGUGUGGCCGCCGCGCGCUCCGCCCCGCGCCCCUCCUCCGCCGCUGGCUCCGGGUGUGGUGGUCGCACCAGCUCUCUGCUCCGGCACCGCAGCGCCGCCGCCCGGCCCCGCCAGCUUCCCGGACCAUGGCCAACCUCGAGCGGACUUUCAUCGCCAUCAAGCCGGACGGCGUGCAGCGCGGCCUGGUGGGCGAGAUCAUCAAGCGCUUCGAGCAGAAGGGGUUCCGCCUCGUGGCCAUGAAGUUCCUCCGGGCCUCUGAGGAACACCUGAAGCAGCAUUACAUUGACCUGAAAGACCGCCCAUUCUUCCCUGGGCUGGUGAAGUACAUGAACUCAGGGCCGGUCGUGGCCAUGGUCUGGGAGGGGUUGAAUGUGGUGAAGACAGGUCGAGUGAUGCUUGGGGAGACCAAUCCAGCAGAUUCUAAGCCAGGCACCAUUCGUGGGGACUUCUGCAUUCAGGUUGGCAGGAACAUCAUUCAUGGCAGUGACUCAGUAAAAAGUGCUGAAAAAGAAAUCAACCUAUGGUUUAAGCCUGAAGAACUGGUUGACUACAAGUCUUGUGCUCACGACUGGGUCUAUGAAUAAGAGGUGGACACAGCAGCAGUCUCCUUCAGCCCGGCUUGGUAUGUCCCUGGACACAGCUCUUCAUUCCACUGACUUAGAAGCAACAGGAUUGAUCAUUCUUUUGUAGAGUAUAUUUGCCAGUAAAGCCUUUGGAAACUGGA
Molecule: messenger RNA, 824 nt
Organism: Saimiri boliviensis boliviensis (Bolivian squirrel monkey)
Lineage: Eukaryota; Metazoa; Chordata; Mammalia; Primates; Cebidae
Product: nucleoside diphosphate kinase B
Biological process (GO): CTP biosynthetic process; GTP biosynthetic process; UTP biosynthetic process
Molecular function (GO): nucleoside diphosphate kinase activity
Source: RefSeq, a predicted model, not a curated record